This is a messenger RNA of Cornus florida, 2162 nucleotides long. RefSeq lists its product as uncharacterized. The transcript is spliced from 2 exons. Bases 293 to 994 code for a protein of 233 amino acids. NCBI's taxonomy places the organism in Eukaryota, Viridiplantae, Streptophyta, Magnoliopsida, Cornales, Cornaceae. The record is from RefSeq and is a predicted model, not a curated record.
UAUAGUGAGAAUGGAAUAGCCAUUCCACAAGUCCAAAAGAGGAAUGGUCAUUCCACCUAAAAGUUGGAAUGAGCAUUCCAGAGAAUAGUCAUUCCACUUUUAAAGUGGCACAUCAAACAAGAGAAAGGAAUGAGAAAGUAGAAGGUCAUUCCAUUCCACUCCAUUCUAAUACACCAAAUUAGGCCUAAAAUUCCUUUUAACAAACUUUAAGGGUGGUACUGUAUUUUAUCAAAAAAAAAAAAAAUUAGACAAUCAGAAAUGUCGUAUCAUAACAAAAUUAUUUCGUGAUGAGAUGGUGCAAAGUUUUAUCUUCCUUUUCAACCAAGAUUUUAUAACAAAUAAAAAUUCCAUUUCAUUUCCUUACCUUUCCUUUCCUUUCGAUCAAACUGCGCCACUUCAAAACCUAACUUUAUAUUCGGACAUCGGCAAUCCACAGUUCCACUCCAUAUAUCUAUUACAAUCUAUAUAUAGGAUGGAAUUCAAGUUUCGAGCCAUCGAUGAGCAAGCGUCCACGUACCUCCAUUAUUCUUCAACCAUGAGCUACUUCACAGAGCAAGCACUCCGAGCUGGUUACCGGAGCAAUGAUUUUGGACGCGCCAACGACUUCUUUCGAAACCCUAGCAAUUAUGGUGAAGCGAUGAUUCUGAGGGAGAUUGAAAGAGAACGAAUCAGAGAAGAAAUUAUGGCAGCGGAGAUGGGUCGGAAGCGUUUAUUAGUAGAAGCAGAGGUGAGAAGGGAAAGAGAGAUGAUGGCAUUGCGAAGAGUGGAUGGGUUACCAUUGGCUUCUUCGUCAGUGUGGUUUGAGCCGAGAAUUUCGAUUUUGAAUCCAUUUGAAGGUCGUAGAUUACUUGAAGAAAGAUUGGCAUUGUCGUUUGAGGAAACAUCGAGCUAUUCAAAUCGCCGCCGAAAGAUUGGAGGACUCGAGACUUCUGAGACCAUGCCCUUUGAACGGUUCGUUUUCUCUCUGUCAGAACCAACAAAGUGUGAAAACUAGAUGAUCAGUUUGUGUAAAGACUUAAUCUUGUGUUAGGAUCAAGAACAAAGGUUAUGAAACCCUAAAAAAAACACAUCUUGAGAGGCCGAAAUGAGUGGAUGGUGUGUUUUCAUUCUCUCUCUAUGAAUGAAAUGAAAUGACCCAAUUUUCACUGAGGGGAGCAGAGUGUGAAAGUGAUAAUAUCUAAGCCACAUAUCGGAAACUCAGGUUGUUUCCCUCAAAGAUUGUUAAAUUUCACACAAAAAUGAAAUAAAAUGACCCAAGUUACAUAGAGGGGAGUGAGUGCCAAAGUGACAAAAUCUAAAUCACAUAGAUCGGCAUGCGGUCACGAAUCCGAAAGAAUUAUGUGAUUUAGAAAACGUGAUCUUUUAGAAGAAUUAUGUGAUUUAGGAAAGAUAACUGAAGCUUAUUUCCCUCCAAGGAUUGUUGAAUUUCACACAAAUCUGUGACGAAGCUAACGGUCCGUCAAAGUUUGUGAUGUAUUUGAAUACCUAGGGGAAGCUUGUGGGAUACAACUUUACGGAGUUUUUUGAAUACUUGCGGAAAGCUUGUGUGUGGGAAUCGUGGGAUAUAGCUUUACUUCAGGGAAGUUUGUGAUAUUUACCCAUAUAUAUAUAGAGAGAGAGAUGGUGUAGUAGAUUUUAAGAUAUGAGAUCCACAUGACAUGAAGUAGCAGUGGCAGAGUAAGUUUACAUGGAGCACAUUUAUCUAUUCUCAUAUCUUUAACAAUGUGUUAUGAAUUUAGAGAAAAAAAUGUGUGGCAUGAAGAGAAAGGCAUAGAAGAUGAGAAAUGUGAUUGUCAUGGGAACUUCAAUUUUAAAGCUGCUUGGAAUAAAUGCAGGAAAAAGCAAACAGAGUCAAUUGGCAUAAUCUUGUUUGAUAAUUCUGUAGGCCUAGAACUUCUCUUAUAGCUUGCUUUAUUAUGCAUGAUAUCUUACCCUCUCUUCAUAAUUUAAAGAGAAGAGGUAUCUAUACUUUAGCCAUUUGUCAUUUGUGUAGAAGAGAUGAAGAUUCUACUGGACAUAUUUUCUAGAGGUGUCCUUUUGCUCAAGAGCUUUGGUUCUGGUUUAUUGAUUGUUGCAAUUGGGAGAACUUUGAAGAUUUAAGUUCAUUUCAGGAAUUGGUAGAUUGGUUUUUGCUUAUUCCUCUUCUUCUCAGUUGAGGGACU